Stegodyphus dumicola is the source of this 3302-nucleotide messenger RNA. RefSeq names its product origin recognition complex subunit 3 (gene Orc3). Gene Ontology annotation, biological process: DNA replication initiation; DNA replication. Gene Ontology annotation, cellular component: DNA replication preinitiation complex; nuclear pre-replicative complex; nuclear origin of replication recognition complex. NCBI's taxonomy places the organism in Eukaryota, Metazoa, Arthropoda, Arachnida, Araneae, Eresidae. Gene Ontology annotation, molecular function: DNA replication origin binding. The record is from RefSeq and is a predicted model, not a curated record.
ACAAAGUAAAUGAAAAAAGUAAUUUUGUCUUUAAAGAUUUAAAUUUAUAUUACUUUUUCUCUUGUAGAAAAGCACUUAUUAAAAAAACUUGAGUUAAUGGCAUAUAUAUACAAUGGACAGUCAAAAAGUUCCUGGAAUUUCAUUGUUAUUCUUUAUCACCACAAAUAAUUAAUUUUAUUUUACUACCACUAUAUUUAUUUACUACUACUAGAAUUCAGUAACAGGCAGUGUGAUAUCAGUAUAACUGAAGGUAGGAGUAUGUGGUGAUCAGUUGUUGCAGUGUCAAAGUUUGAGCAAAGGACAAACAUCAAGUUCUGCUUCAGAGAUUUAGUUAGCCUUAUAAACAGUUUAUGGUGAUGCUUCUUUAAAGAAAAUAACCAUUUAUGAGCUAUUUUCAAGAUUUCAGGGUGAACAGGAAACUCUAUAACUGGUCCAAAAUGGUCCAAAACUAUUUCUAUUCGCAGUAGAUGAUCUUUAACUUCUAGAAACAAAGAAAUGGUCAAGCAAGUGAAACAAUUAAUCGGAUCAGACUGAAGAAUGCCUAUCAAAAGGUUGGCACAGGAAGUGGGGAUCUCUCAAGGAUCCAUUCACGCAAUCCUUGUCAGAUGAUUUGAAAUGUCUAGUCCAAAGUUUCUUCCGCGGCUGCUGAACCCAAAUCAGAUGGAACCUCAUCAGCUUACUGUGGCUGAGUGUUUUGAAAAAGAAGACAAACCAACAUUUCUUGAAACAAUUGUUAGUAGUGAUAAGACCUGAGUGUAUGUUUACGACCCAGAUGCAAAAGUGCAGUCAUUAGAAUGGCACACAACGUCCUCUUUUCGACUGAAAUUACACCAUGUCAGAUCUAAAACAAAAGUGAUGCUCAUUGCAUUUUUCAACAAUGAAGCAGGGGUGCACCAUGAAUUUGUACUGGCUGGACAAACUGUUAACGGUCCUUUUUACAUGCAAGUUUUAAAAAUACUGAGGGAGACAAUUCGAUGAAAAUACCACACCAAAUGGCAAGAAUCAUGGUCACUACAUCAUGAUAAUGGUUUCUUCGACACAUCAAUUGUUGUGUAGACAUGGCUUGCAGAAAAAAUAUUUCUGUCCUCCACCAGCCUCCUUAUUCAGCGGAUUUCUGGCUUUCUGCUGAUAUAAAAGUGAGCCUCAAAAAUAGCCAUUUUGACACCACAGAAGACAUCAAAACCAAUGCAGUGGCUGAACUUCAGAAGGUACCACAACAGAAUUGUUAUCAUUGUUUCCAGCAAUGGCAGGAGGAGUGGACUAAAAGUGUCUCAUGUUCUUCCAAGCUUACUCAAUAUGCCUCUUUAUGGAAUGAAAUGGAAUGCAAAAUUCAGGAAAUUGAAAAACAGUCUCAUAAAGAGACAUUUGACAGUAUCGUUAAUUUUAUAAACCAGUGUUCUCUUACUUCUGUACAAGAAGUGGAUGAAAUACCUUCUGUUGUAUUUGUGAUGGGUGUUAACAGACCUGACCAUUCUAAUAUUUUUGCACUCUUGGAACAUCAUUUGCAUACAAAUAAAAUGCAUGGAACUGUUAUCCUUGAGUCAAAAAAGUGCUGGAAUUUCUCAAACAUGUUACAAAUUAUUGUUAAUGAAAUUGUUGCCAAGUAUCAAAAGAUUUUAGGUUUUACUGAGGUGUCUGUGAAAAAGCAAGAUUGUUCUUUUGAGAAAUUGUAUACAUUGUGGCAAAACAACUUUUGCGAAGAGACAAACCCAAAAAUGUGUUAUAAGAAUGUUUCUUCUGAUCCAAUGUUGAAACCUCUGAUUUUUUUAAUACAAGAUGUGGAAGCUUUCAGUGUGGAGCUUCUACAAGAAUUAAUAUUUGUUUGCAAAAGGUAUGCUGGUAAACUACCAAUAGUUUUAGUUUUUGGUAUGGCGUCUGCAAUGGUUACAUUACAUUCCAUGUUGCCUCAAAAAGCACUAUGCUGCCUUGGUAUUGAAACAUUUUAUACUACUUGUGCUUCAGAAUCUUUAACAAGAAUCAUCGAAGAAGUGAUUAUUUCUCCCCAGAUGCCUUUUAAAAUGGGACCUCGAGUAUUUAGACUGAUUAUUGAUAUUGUGUUAUAUCAUGACUUCUCAGUUUUAAAUCUCACUCAUCUGUUAAAAUAUUCUGUUGCAGAACACUUUUUUGGAAGUAGUAUUGCAAAAUUAUGCUGUAAUGAAUCAGAAAUUCAGAAGAAGGUUCAAAAUAUGGACAGUGAGGAUCUUGAACUUCUGAAAAUGCUGCCAUCUUUUCAAAUGUACUUAAAAACUAAGCCAAACCUUACACCACAAAAAGAUUUUAAGGUUACUGUCCUGAAACUUUUCAAAAAGAUUUUCCGUUAUCAGAAUAUUGUAAAAAUUUUAUUGAAAUUCUUACAUUGUUUAGUAAAGGAUUUGCCUGGUUAUCCAUUAGGAAGAAAGUUCAGGGAACUGUAUUCUAUAUUUCUAGAAGAGGAAAUAGUUAAUACUGAUGCUUAUGCAGAAGCAUUAAAACUUUUAAAGAUGCUAUCUCAUAAUGAACUAGUCAUAAAGUUGAAAGAAUGUCAUGAAAUAGUGAAUGCUCCAGAAUCCGUUUUAUUAAAUGCAUCUGUGUUAAUCCAUGCAAAGACUGUUUUAGAAUGUUGGAUUGAGAAGCUUAUGAACCUAAAUGCUGAUGAUUUUGAAAAGAAACCAUUGCAAAAUCUUUUAUUAAAUAAAAAUGAAAAGUUGAGCAGAUUUCGACUGCAAGAGAAAAUGUUAUCAACAAUACAAAAUAAUCGCUCCAAAUUUGAAUCAUUAAGGAAUGAAAUUGUCAGUAAUCUUUAUGCAUUUUUUGGGGAUAUUCGUUCUCCAUCAACAUUUCCCUUUCAUGAAAUAUUUUACUUUGAUGAUGUUUCAUCUUUGAAAAAACAUUUGUUAACAGUUCCAAAAAUUACUUUGUGUCGAACACUCUCCAAUCCACACAGAUGCCUAAAAUGCAAUUGCUGUAAAAUAAUAGAGACAGGAGAAAUUCAACCUUCUAUGCCUGACAUAGCUGUUUUGUACAAACUUCACCUUGAAUCAGGGAAAUUGAUCAACUUGUGUGACUGGUUGACAGCAUUCAAAUCUAUAAAAGAUAAAGAUGAAGAAAUUAAAACAAAACUCAAGAACAAGAAGAAAAGAAAAUUAAAUGAUUCUGAACUAAACAUUCGUUUCAUACAAGCCGCAUCAGAAUUGGAAUUACUUGGCUUUAUUAAACCAACCAAAAGGAAAACAGAUCAUGUAUCAAGAUUAACUUUUGUUACUUUUUAAAGUAAAAACUAGAGAAAAUAAUUUUUUAUUAAAUAAAAUAUUUUUCAAGUAUUA